UUUUUGUUUGAUUUUCCCAUGGAUUCCGGCGAUUUUUGUUUUUUAAUUGUCGGCAAAGUUCGUUGCUUUAUUGGAAACAGUUCAUUUCUGACAGGGAGCUGUAAGCUGAUGAUGGGUCUUGGCUUAUUUUAAUCGUGGUAGGGUCUUGGGCUUGAUGGGUGGGGGGUUGGCUCAAUUAUUGGGGGGGUGUUUGGGUUCUCUUGUCUCGAGAAGAUUCGGUCUUGAGGUUUCUGGGGUUUGCUUGCUUCUGUCAAUUGGUCUCCGACGUUUAUGUUCUGUUGAAUGAAUUCCAGUUCAAGGUUUAAUCGAAUUCUCGAGCUGACUCCAUGGAUUCUCCUCAGUCCGUAGUCUCGUCGUUCAAGAGCUCUGUUGUCCCAGAGGUCCAGAAGCAGCCUUCCGACUUCUUCGCCCGGAACUCGGCCCAGCUUACCGAGGAGAUCGAGUUCAAUGGGAGUGGCAUGGAAGGUGCCAAUGGAGGCUCGGACAGCUUCAUUGGGUCUCUCGAGGUUUACAUCCACCAAGCUCGUGACAUCCACAACAUCUGCAUAUACCACAAGCAGGAUGUGUAUGCUAAGCUCUGCUUAACUAGCGAUCCCGAGAACACGGUCUCGACCAAAAUCAUCAAUGGUGGAGGGCGGAACCCUGUCUUUAAUGACAACCUUCAGCUCAAUGUCCGGAAGGUGGACUGUUCCCUCAAGUGCGAGGUAUGGAUGUUGAGUCGGGUGAAGAACUAUCUUGAGGACCAGUUGCUUGGAUUCGCUCUGGUUCCGCUGUCUGAGGUCAUUAUGAAAAAUGGCAAGUUAGAGAAGGAGUUCUCCCUCUCUUCGACCGAUCUCUUUCACUCACCUGCGGGGUUUGUUCAGCUUUCACUUUCGUACCAUGGAGCUUCUCCUGAAGUGAUGGAAAUAACGCCAUUGCCCUCUACUGAUGUGACUACUCAAGAAUCUGAGGCAACUGAGCCGACCCCGAGUGAGUUUGACAAGAUUGAGUUCCCAGAUCCGAAGAUUGUGAAUGAGAAUGAGAUGAUGGUCUCGGAGUACUUUGGGAUCCCGUGUGAGAGUUUGGAGUCCGAGACCUCUGAGAGUUUGGUCACUUCUGAUGCUGAGAAUCAGGUCCACUCGGAGGAAAACUCUGCAAAGGGAGCCUUCAAAUCAAUACAACCGCCUGAGCUUGAUUCUCCCCCGAGCAGUGUUUCGACCAAUGGGGUUUCCUCUCCCUCUGUUCCUGCAAGCUCUCAGUCCUCGGAAACGCCAGCUGCAGCAGUGAAGUCUCCGACUCCAAGUGAGGAGCAUGAGUCUAAGUCUUCGAAUGUGGCCCAGAAGGAUCACACUGGGGAUAGUGAAUCCUCAGUUGGGAUCUCAAGCAGUCCAAUUGCGAAGCCUGUUAUCACUGUAAAUCUCGAGCCUGAGAAGAACGCAGUUCAGCAACAGGACAUAGUGGACAUGUACAUGAAGAGCAUGCAGCAGUUCACCGAGUCUUUGGCGAAGAUGAAGCUACCUAUGGAUAUAGAGAGUGAGAAGGACAGCCCAGGAAAGAGCUCAAGCUCUGAAGAGAAGCUGCAGCAGGCCUCAAAGAAUAAUGGGUCCCGCGUGUUUUACGGGAGCAGGGCCUUCUUCUGAUCCUUUAUCUGAUCUAUCUAUGUACUGUCCUGAGACGGAAGACUGAAGACUGAAGAGAAGACACACAGGUGACUGAAUUAGAGUGAAUGUAAGACUAAUGCUAGUAGUAGUAGUCUGUCUGUAAUAACUUGUUAUGUUGGGUGUGGGAGUUUUUGGAUCCUUUGUAUGUGGAGGAUGUUUAAACGCGACCGAGAUCAUGACAUGUUGAUGUAUCUGUUAUGAUUUACGAGCCGUGAAUGUUGUCUACUUGUAUAAGAACCAUUCUCUUUUCGACUUUUCAUUCCA
Punica granatum (pomegranate) is the source of this 1904-nucleotide messenger RNA. The record is from RefSeq and is a predicted model, not a curated record. NCBI's taxonomy places the organism in Eukaryota, Viridiplantae, Streptophyta, Magnoliopsida, Myrtales, Lythraceae.